AUGAAGCUUUUAGGUGCUAUUUGCUUAGUUUUAACGGCACUUGGAUUCUGUUCUGGUGAAAAUAAGAAUUGCUUCAUUGAAUUGGAUGAAGAAAUAGCUAAACUUGAGUGUCCUGUUGGAUAUUUCAAACUAGAAGACUGUAAUAAUAAGUUUAGAUGCUUUGGAAAUUAUCGAGAGAAGUGCAUGAACAAUAAUAAGAAAACUAGUAAUUCUCAUAGAGUUUGUUCCAAAACGUACAACUUGGAAUGCGCUAAAGGAAUUUUAAGCAGACCUGGCGACUACGGAUGGUGUGAAUUCAACGGAAAUUAUCCAAACUUUAUCAAAAGAAAUUCACUUCCAACGCUCUUUAGACAACGAUUUGCUUUAGGAUUGCCAAUAAACUACCAAAACAAUGCUAAUGACGAUUCAGACUAUCCAGUCGAUGAAAAUAAAUUUUCUUACUAA
Molecule: messenger RNA, 444 nt
Organism: Chironomus riparius
Lineage: Eukaryota; Metazoa; Arthropoda; Insecta; Diptera; Chironomidae
Source: the annotation of a GenBank genome assembly